UUCACCCUCCUAAUAAUCUCUUCCAUCGACAAUCACCAUAUAGCGAAUCUCUUUUCAUCAAGCCAUCAACUUCAGUAUCAAAAUAACUAUGAAUUCAUUCCACCGUGAGCAUCCCGACGAGCUCCACACCCCCAGCUGGCAUGCAGCAAGCAACCGCCCCAUUGUGGACGGCAAAUUCAACGAUCCUGAGACCGGUGAAGUCCGUGAUGCUGGAGGCUUAGUGUUCUCCGGACCCCCAGCGGUCGAUAUCAUCAUCACAAAUAUUCACGAGGUCUCGACCAACGACAUCUUUCGCGCUCAGCUCCCUUUUCGUAUGGAGAAGCUGCUGGCGUGGAUUCUGCGGGUAGUUGGGGAACGCAAGCUCCAGCUUGAUUCUCUUAAUGCCACCCCGUACGCUAUUCGGGUGGUGCUUGCUCAUGAAUUGAAUGAGGGGCAAUUUCGUGAAAUUGCUCAUGAGAUGGCGAACGGGAUUUGGGGGCAGCAGUAGUGAAGGGUGCUGUAGGGUGGUGAGACCGGGAUGGAUGGGGUCGAGAACGCUCAUUUGCUUUUUGCGGGGUGAGACCCGUAAUAUGGGGCAAAGGGUAUUGCUUUGUUAGGUUCUUAUCAUCCGGGCUAGACUGUCAGAUUGGAAGCUCGACCGGCAUGGGGUUGUCUGAAGGAUCCAUGCUGUGUAACCUACGUUUCGAUAGUCUGAGACUUUAACGAAGCAUACUGCCUUAUACGAGGUUUCAUCACAGUAGCUAGUUUAGCACGUUGUCUCUACAACAUUAUUAUUUAGGCAACCAGUUUCGGUGCAUUCAAUGUGGCGUGCAUGAGAUUCCGGCACGGGUGGACUCGGACAAUCUGAGGGCAAAGAGCACUCAUGAUUCCCUCAGAAGUGAAAGUACACCCCUUACUCUAUC
Messenger RNA from Aspergillus costaricaensis CBS 115574, 902 nucleotides. RefSeq lists its product as uncharacterized. The record is from RefSeq and is a predicted model, not a curated record. The coding region runs from base 89 to 487 and encodes 132 amino acids. Lineage: Eukaryota; Fungi; Ascomycota; Eurotiomycetes; Eurotiales; Aspergillaceae. The transcript has 2 exons.